Anoplopoma fimbria (sablefish) is the source of this 1182-nucleotide messenger RNA. It is a transcript of the gene fkbp1b, whose product is annotated as FKBP prolyl isomerase 1B. Gene Ontology annotation, molecular function: peptidyl-prolyl cis-trans isomerase activity. NCBI's taxonomy places the organism in Eukaryota, Metazoa, Chordata, Actinopteri, Perciformes, Anoplopomatidae. The transcript has 4 exons. The record is from RefSeq and is a predicted model, not a curated record. The coding region runs from base 158 to 484 and encodes 108 amino acids.
UCGACGCUGUCUUGCGCUGCAAACUAGGAAAUAUCUUGGGAAUCCGUGGUGUCGCCUGCAUGCAUGGUUCUCACCGAGCACACAGCCCGAGUUGUAGCUGCUUAACGGGCGACAUUGGCUGUGCAAACCUUAAUUAUUGAACUACUGUUGCACCACCAUGGGCGUGGAGGUCGAGACAAUAUCCCCCGGUGAUGGAAGAACAUUUCCAAAGAAGGGCCAGGCAUGUGUUGUGCAUUACAUAGGUAUGCUGCAGAAUGGGAAGAAGUUCGACUCCUCCCGAGACAGGAACAAGCCAUUUAAGUUCAAGAUUGGACGGAGUGAGGUCAUUAAGGGCUGGGAGGAAGGAGUAGGACAGAUGAGCCUGGGCCAGAGGGCAAAAAUCACCUGCACACCAGAUAUGGCUUAUGGAGUAACAGGCCACCCCGGGGUCAUCCCCCCGAACGCCACGCUCAUAUUCGACGUGGAACUGCUGAAGCUGGAGUGAUGCCUGAGGUCAAAUACAAAGGUUGAAGCUUAAUGAGGCUGCGAUCGCUACAACCUGCUUCCACAGGGAGACCAUACUCAGCGGCUGCCUCCCACCAUCCACCCACUCUUCAUUGAUUUCUACAGUCUUCUUUACUUCAAUACUUCAAUGUAUCUACUGCUGAUUUUGUCGCCAUCUUGUCAUACCACAUCCUGCACGAAAAAAAAAAAUCCCAUCAUGCAAGGACUUUUUUUUUUUCUUUUCACUCACACACACCACCGUUCGGUUUCUGUUUGUAAAGCCAGAGAUGCUAUUUCGUUUAAUCUCAUUUAAAGUUGUACAUUUUUCUUGAACCAUGAGGAAAUCAGUCAUCUGAUGAAAAGCCGUACUACAUUGCAAUCAAAACAUAUACUGCCUUACAGUUUCAACAACAGAGGAAGGGUACACGAUGUCGAAAAAAUACACAACUUCUGCUCCGUCUUAACUGGGCAUUAUAUACCACUGUCUGCAUUGCCACUUUGAUAAAGGUUUGACCUGCUGAAUGCUCUGAAUGACGUUGCUAUGUGUAGUAUAUAUUUUAUAUCCCUCAUAAACAUUUGCUGCAAGUGUACCACUGUCCAAAACAACCCAAUCCAAUACUGUACAGAACUCCUAUGAGAGCCAUUGCUACUAUUACAGUUGAUUGACCAACUCUUGAAUAAAAAUGGCAUGUAUUGUGU